Hypoxylon fragiforme is the source of this 1616-nucleotide messenger RNA. Its product is annotated as Phosphoenolpyruvate/pyruvate domain-containing protein. Gene Ontology annotation, cellular component: mitochondrion. The coding region runs from base 696 to 1292 and encodes 198 amino acids. Gene Ontology annotation, molecular function: magnesium ion binding; 3-methyl-2-oxobutanoate hydroxymethyltransferase activity. The transcript has a single exon. The record is from RefSeq and is a predicted model, not a curated record. Lineage: Eukaryota; Fungi; Ascomycota; Sordariomycetes; Xylariales; Hypoxylaceae. Gene Ontology annotation, biological process: pantothenate biosynthetic process.
AAAGGAAUUCCAGGGGGAGACUCAAUUGUACGCAGCAAAAACCAUCAUGACCAGAGAAUAAAACCACGGCCCAUUCUGAGAUUAUGGGUAUUACUUAGUGCUUUCUUCCUAAACUCUUUUUAAUACUAAAAAAAACUGUAGUUAGAUUUUUUUUGAUGCAUGGAAUUCGCUUUCAUUUAAUUACAAACUACACAUUUCAACACAAAUGGCGCAGCUCUUGUCACGGUCACGUGCUCUUUUACCAUACCGAACUUUAAUACCAAAUGCUCUCUUCCCUACACCUAGACUUUUACUGCCAUGGCAGCAGCAUUUAAAAACAUAUAAGCAAAAACGAUGGAGUUCCUAUUCGCCCCUAACCCCCACGUCCGAUCCUCCGAGGAAGAAGGUGACCCUCACAACUCUUCGAUCCAUGUAUAGAAAAGGGGAGCCCAUCGCCAUGAUGACUGCCCAUGAUUUCCCCAGCGCGCACGUUGCCGACACCGCCGGCAUGGAUAUCAUACUUGUUGGUGACAGUCUAGCUAUGGUCGCAAUGGGUAUGCAGGACACCAGUGAACUAACAGUAGAAGACAUGCUACUUCACUGUCGAUCGGUCGCACGUGCCACUAAGAGUGCCUUCACAGUAAGACCAUAUGCAAAGAGAUAAGGAUUGCUAGAGAGAAAAGAAACUGACGAACAGUAAGAUUGGAGACCUUCCUAUGGGAUCCUAUGAGAUUUCACCUGAGCAGGCAUUAGGAACGGCGAUCCAACUCAUCAAGUACGGGCGCAUACACGGCGUCAAGCUUGAAGGCGGGAAAGAGAUGGCCCCGACCAUCGCCAAGAUAAGCCAGGCUGGCAUACCUGUUCUGGCACACAUCGGGCUUACGCCUCAACGCCAAAAUGCCCUGGGCGGGUUUAGAGUUCAGGGCAAGACAUCGAAGGGCGCCAUGAAAAUUCUCGAAGAUGCGAUAGCAGUCCAGGAAGCCGGCUGUUUUGCCAUGGUGUUAGAAGCUGUCCCGCCCGAGGUCGCCAGCAUCAUCACAAAGAAGCUAAGCGUGCCCACCAUCGGGAUUGGUGCCGGGAACGGCUGCUCUGGCCAAGUUCUAGUCCAGGUCGACAUGUCUGGAAACUUCCAGCCGGGUCGCUUCGUGCCCAAAUUUGUAAAACAGUUUGGGAACGUGUGGGCGGAGAGUUUCCGGGCCAUCGAGUCUUAUCGGGAAGAGGUCAAGAGUCGGCAGUUCCCAGCACCAGAACAUACAUAUUCUAUCCCUAAGGAAGAGCUCGACGCGUUCGUGAAAGAUACUGAGGGGCUAUGACUCAGCCUUUUCUCGCUUGUGUUAAAUCCGCAUUAUACCAAUUCCCGUUGAAAAUAAGAUGGGUAUGCGUGCAUUGUAAUAGUUUAGAUGUAUCAAAAUUGAUAGGCGAAUGGGGAAAGCCAUAGGUGGGUGGGUGGUGUUGUUUCCAAGACCCAAGACAUUGCAUAAAUCAGCCAAAGGCAGGUGUGAUUGAAUAAAAUACAAUCAAAUGAUCGGAUGAAUCCUUGAAGCACUGUGGGCGGUUGUUUAGCGAUUCAUAAUUCAUAGACAGUUCGAGAAGGAAUAAUAAUACUAGACAUACCCUAUGCAAGUUGCCGACAAUCU